Messenger RNA from Amaranthus tricolor (Joseph's coat), 2381 nucleotides. RefSeq names its product mitochondrial thiamine diphosphate carrier 2-like. Lineage: Eukaryota; Viridiplantae; Streptophyta; Magnoliopsida; Caryophyllales; Amaranthaceae. The record is from RefSeq and is a predicted model, not a curated record. Bases 402 to 1385 code for a protein of 327 amino acids. Gene Ontology annotation, biological process: thiamine pyrophosphate transmembrane transport. Gene Ontology annotation, cellular component: mitochondrial inner membrane. Gene Ontology annotation, molecular function: thiamine transmembrane transporter activity. The transcript has 8 exons.
AAAUGAAAUUAUUAAACCUUUACAUUAUUUAAAGUUCAAUACUUUAUGGUUAUUUUAUGCUAUAUUCUUUUGUUUUUAGUUGGAUAAUUGGAUUAAUUUUUUGGGUCCUUUAAGCCAUUGUUUAUGCUUGGAAUUUUCCUAGUGGGUCUAAAAAAAGGGAGAUAAUUGCUUACCAACAACGGGAUUCAUAUUCGGAAAUUGAUUGGUUUCAGUUUUACUUGCAUUUAAUUGGUCAAAUCAGUUUUAUUCUUUUGAUUUAUGAGGGCAAAAGGCAUUAGUAUUUAGUUGAUAUAGUGAUGAAAAGACUAAAAAUUUGAGAAGGAAAAAUAAAAAGAGGUGGGUUUUCUUGAGAAUCUAUGGUAUUUCUUUUAUUACUUUAAUCCGAAGGUGAUAUCUGGGAAAUGGGUGAGCCUGGUCAGCUAAAGCGAGCUCUGAUAGAUGCGUCAGCCGGAGCAAUCGCUGGUGCUAUAUCUCGCACUGUUACGUCGCCUUUGGAUGUCAUUAAGAUCAGGUUUCAGGUCCAAUUGGAACCGACCACUUCAUGGGCUCUGCUUCAGAGAAACUUGUAUGGGCCAUCAAAAUACACCGGAAUGUUACAGGCGACUAAGGACAUCUUAAGAGAAGAAGGUCUACCGGGUUUUUGGCGUGGGAAUGUCCCCGCUCUUUUAAUGGUUAUGCCUUAUACAUCCAUACAAUUCACUGUCUUACACAAGUUUAAAACAUACAUGUCUGGAUCUUCCAAAGCAGAAAAUCACAUCCAGUUGAGUCCGUACUUAUCAUACAUUAGUGGGGCCAUUGCAGGAUGUGCAGCUACUAUUGGAUCAUAUCCAUUUGAUCUUAUACGGACCAUAUUAGCCUCACAGGGUGAGCCAAAGGUAUACCCGACGAUGAGGUCUGCAUUAGUGGGCGUUUUUAACACACGUGGCUUGCGGGGACUGUAUUCUGGUUUGUCACCUACACUAGUUGAAAUUAUACCCUACGCUGGCCUUCAGUUUGGUACUUAUGAUACAUUCAAGCGUUGGACAAUGGCCUGGAAUAGAAUGAGAGGAAAUUCCAGCGAUGAUAGUCCUUCAAGCUUCCAGCUUUUCCUCUGUGGAUUAGCGGCUGGCACAUUGGCAAAGGUUGUCUGCCACCCAUUAGAUGUCGUCAAGAAAAGAUUCCAGGUGGAAGGAUUGCAAAGGGAUGUGCGAUAUGGAGCAAGAGUGGAGGAAGGAGCGUACAAGAACAUGUAUGAUGCCCUCUUAAGAAUUUUGCAAGCGGAAGGCUGGGCUGGUCUCUACAAAGGCAUUGUUCCAUCCGUUGUAAAGGCAGCGCCCGCUGGUGCUGUAACUUUUGUCGCUUAUGAAUUUACGUCCGAGUGGUUGGAAUCCUUGACGAGAACCUAAUGUGUACUUUCUGGUUCUCUUAUAUCCAUUCUUUUCUUUUUUUUUUUUGUUUCAGCCAAUUUAUUCUAGAAGACCCUGUUUCGGCCAAUUUCAGGGUCUGUCUGCAAUCUGUUACCCAUUCUUUUAUCGUAGAGUGUAGACAAACCCAUGAUCAUCGUCGAAAACCCCGAUACUUGUACUUCCUCAGUCUUUUAACAGUCACAACAUUUCUCCCGAACAUGUGAGAACCUUUCGGGGAAAACGUUGCAACUAUUAAAAGACGGAGAACGUAUAUCUUAAGAUAGUGUUGGAUCAUAGGCGGUCUCAUUUCUACAAAUGCAAGACGCUUGUGUUGAUAACGUAUGCGUAUACCGGCAUUUCAAUAUGGGAUGCUACGAUGCCUUUUGAAGACACUGAAAAGUGCUGAGUGCGAUACGUUUCGAAUACAAAGAACUAGGAAAUAGAGCUUAAUAAUGAAGGAUCUAUUGCUGGCAUUGCAUCCAAUUUAGGACUGGUGUACUAAUAAGUAAUAACUAUUGUUUUAUGUACAAUAUACCAUAUAUUCUUAUUUGACAAGGGCACCUUUUCGUUUUUCCCUAUUGUGAAUCGCUAACAAGGGCACAUCUGACUCUCCCAAACCCGAUUUAGACGGAAGUAACUUAAUGACGUUAACUGACGUUGGUUAACAAAAUGACGUCUCAAUUUAUAUGUUAGUCUAUACGAGGAACGAUCAACUUUGUGGGUGGUAAAACUUGGAAAACGGAUAUUUUUCAUAUAAAUGAGUUGAUCGAGAGGCAAUAAAAGAGCAAUCUUCACUCGUUUUACAAUCAUUUUACAAGGUGUUUAUGACCAUUUACACUAAACCCAAAUGGGGUGAUAUAUACAAAAGUUCGAUUUGUUAGGGACGAGGCGCAAUAAGCCUCUACAAAAUUCGAAAAACAACAUACAAAUAAGGUGUACGUUAAAAUAAGGUGUUCUAAUAAUAUCAAACUGAGAUUGUGAGUAAUCGAGAUUCUA